AACAGGCGCGCUGCCUAGUUUGGCUGAACAUUCUGGCGCUCGUUUAGCUUCAGAAAUUAUAAAAACAACUCCAUCAGAUCCGACCAGUGCCCCUCGAGAAAAAAAUUUCUCUCCUCUCGAUCUAAAUCCAGCAGUAGUCAAGAUUCGAUCAGCUCAUAGCCUCAUACCAGUAGUAAUAUCCUAAACGUCACCGACAUAAUCAAAAAUCACGCCAUCCCACCGAGAUCUGCAAAAGAACCCAGAUUUCUCACGCUUCAUCGCUCGCAACCGCCAUUAUUUGAGCUCAAUUUCGAAUACGAAACAUACCCAUGUAGCAGAUGUUCACGUAUAUACACCUGUAAGCUGCAAUGUCGUACUUUCUCCAUCAACGAUCCCUCCACAACAUUCUCUCAAACCCUAACCCUACAUCCCCCAAUGAUUCUCCCACUGACCCCCCCAAAUCCACCUCCAUUUUCAGCAAAACCACCCUCUUACUCCUCUUAUCCCUCCUCGUGAUCCUGGGCGUCUUCGCCCCCUGGAUCGGCACGCCUCAAUCUCUCUUCACCGCCUCUCGAUCCUCCCAAUCCAGGUGGAAGGACUACACGCUGGCCGAGGCGGCGGCCAACGUGGCCAAGAACGGCACCGUCAUUGUGUGUGCCGUGAGCCAGCCCUACUUGCCGUUUCUGAAUAAUUGGUUGAUUAGCAUUGUGAGGCAGAGGCGUCACGAGCAGGUUCUGGUGAUUGCUGAGGACUAUGCUACGCUUUAUGAGGUUAAUGGGAAGUGGCCUGGCCAUGCUGUGCUUGUUCCUCCGGCUCCGGACGCGCAGACUGCGCAUAAGUUUGGAUCUCAGGGAUUCUUCAAUUUUACUUCCCGAAGACCACGCCACCUACUGCAAAUAUUGGAGCUUGGAUAUAAUGUUAUGUACAAUGAUGUUGAUAUGGUCUGGUUAGCAGAUCCAUUUUCGUAUCUGCAAGGGAAGCAUGAUGUGUACUUCACAGAUGACAUGGCUGCAGUGAAACCUUUGAACCAUUCUCAUGAUUUGCCACCUCCAGGGAAAAAGGGCCGGACUUACAUUUGCAGUUGCAUGAUUUACUUGCGCCCAUCUAGUGGAGCUAAACUGGUUCUGAAGAAGUGGAUCGAAGAACUUCAAGCUCAGCCAUGGUCUCGAGCAAAGAAGUCAAAUGAUCAGCCUGCUUUUAACUGGGCAUUAAACAAAACUGCAGGACAGGUUGAUCUGUAUCUGCUCCCACAGGCAGCAUUCCCUACGGGAGGGUUAUACUUCAAGAAUCAGACAUGGGUUCAGGAAACUAAGGGAAUGCAUGCUAUCAUUCAUAAUAACUAUAUAACAGGUUUUGAUAAGAAAAUCAAGCGCUUCCAUGAUUUCGGCCUCUGGUUAGUGGACGAACAUGCAAAGGAGUCCCCCCUUGGCAGAUGAUAGUGAGUCAGAAAGAACACUUCAUCAAAUGGAUAAGAUGAAGAGGCCCUCAAACACCAUUGCCCUUCCAAUUCUGUUGACCUCAUUUUAUGCCCAUUGGUUUUUUGGAGUUACCAUCCAGUGGCAGCUGAUCAAACUCUUCAUUUCCGAUCAUUUCCACCUGUAUGAAGCACAUGGAAUCACCCAUUCCUAACCUGCUUGCAAUUUGCCUCUUUAGAUUCUGAUGUGCAUUUAAUUAAGCAAGAGAAAUUAUUUUUCCAGCAUAGUUUUCUGAUGUUAAACCAGUCCAUGUAGAAACUAGUUUUUAUGUUCAUUUUGUAUUUCAGAACAGCUUUAGCAUUCAUUUUAAUUCGCCAUUUUUCCCCGUUGUAUGUUCAUGAGAUACUACAGAUUUAUGAAUGUCUUAUAUGUUUUGAACUA
Molecule: messenger RNA, 1835 nt
Organism: Rhododendron vialii
Lineage: Eukaryota; Viridiplantae; Streptophyta; Magnoliopsida; Ericales; Ericaceae
Product: UDP-D-xylose:L-fucose alpha-1,3-D-xylosyltransferase MGP4-like
Exons: 4
Coding region: 348-1415 (355 amino acids)
Cellular component (GO): Golgi apparatus
Molecular function (GO): glycosyltransferase activity
Source: RefSeq, a predicted model, not a curated record